CGAGUCGUCCAGCUAAGACGCUGCUUUCGUGGACUUGCACGACGCUGGGAGCAGUCUCGAGCGUGCCACUGCGAACGGGGGUCGUGGGUCUUGGAAGUGGCGGUUGUAGAGUGUUGUCGUGGUUGCCGGUGAAGCAAGAAGUGCUGCCAACGAACUUCUCAGGUGUUUGCGAGCGAGUGGUCGUGGUGGGGUUUACCUGCUGCAAAUUUUCGGCAAUCUCGCGGUUUUCUGAUUAUUAGCGCGGCUCAGUGCGGAAUUGCAGUGAUUUGUGGUCGGACGUUGCACGGUGCAAGGUCCUCCAGGUGCAUUUUGUGUUCUUAGUUUUCGGUGUGCGGAGUCCAUUCGCGUCUUGAGUGAGAGUUGGAUAAGAAGUUCGGUAAUUUUGAGCCUGGACAGGAGUCGGUAGACUUUCACGUGGACCUAGUGCGUGGACAAGCGAACGUCUCGAAUUUUAGGACGACCUACCUUCGGGGGUUUCGCCCAAGUGCCCGUGGGACACACAAAUAAGGCUGCGGAGUGCUGGAAGCAGUGGAUUGUUUAGUAUCUUGUCCGCAGGCGACCGGUGUUUAGCUUUGGGAGACCAACCGAACCAGUAGUUCUAGAAAGGCAAAAGUGAAGGAGUUGCCUUCGGCGUCACACGCGCGAGUUCAGGUGCAGGCGAGACCAAAUCCAGCCGGGGAUAAGCAAGCCCGAUCCAGUGUGUUCCGUUCCAUUUCUUGUUUCUCCAAGAUGUGUCGGUUACUUUCUUGACGCGCGGCUAUAAAAUUUGAAAUAUGUGCAAAGUUACUACAUAUAAAAGCGGAAUUGAAAUAGAAUCGAACACGGAAAAAUGAUUAUCCGGAGCUGUGGACUGAUAUUUAUAUUCCUGAUUUAUGGAGUUAUGCCCAUACUGUCCAGAGAGAGAACUGAGCCGACGAUAUCAGAAUGUGCAGCGAAAGGCGGUGAAUGUGACUGAGACCAAAGGGCGACCUGUGUGCGGUACUGAUAAGCAAACCUAUCCGACGCGAUGUCACUUAAUUCGGGCACAAUGCAGCGGCCAUCAGGUGAGCCUCAAGCACCGGGGGUCAUGCCGAGAUCCAUCAUUUUCAGAAUGUGCUGAGUCACGAAGCUACGCCCUAUCACAUCGAAAUUCCUCUCCAUCAAAAUUUGUUCCACGGUGUCGAGCGGAUGGCUCAUUUGCACCUGUUCAAUGUAUGGAAGGAUCAGGGUGUUGGUGCUCCGACAGCAACGGCAUACCCAUUCCAGGUACUGCUACAAGAAAUGGAAAGCCAAAUUGUCGUCGGUACGGUAAAUCGAAUAUCCGUCGGGCCACAAAUAUCAGCAGUCGAAACAAGCGAGGUUGCACACAACACGACCAAGCAGCCUUCAAUACCAAUUUGAUUGAAGUAUUCCAGAGGGAAUAUGCGCGGUAUCAAGGUCAACAGGUAGUGGGUGAUGGAGGUUCUAUUCGUGAAGAGAGUGUGGUGGAUUGGAAGUUCAAAGCGUUGGACACAAACAACAACAACAUGCUAGAUAAAACGGAGUAUCGCGAGUUUAAGAGACUCGUUAAGAAGGUCAUCAAACCUAAAAGAUGUGCACGAUCAUUUGGAAAAUUUUGUGACAAAGACCAAGAUGAGCGGUUGUCCAAAUCCGAAUGGGUGCGGUGUUUGUCAAAGGAUGGUGUCAGUCGUGCUCCUCCUAGCUUUGCUGGUGCUAAUAAAGGUGACGGACACAAAAAUGGUGUUUCUUCGCCACAUAAUAAUUGGCUAAGUAUGAAUCACGGACUUGUCGCCGAAGAUUUCGACGGCGAGGAAGAUGAUGGCAGUGAUCAGCAUUCAGAUGAUUACGAGGAUGAAUACGACGAAGACCUUCCGGAUGAAGGUUCUCGAAUCGGAAUAUUAGGGUCUGGACGCCACUCGAAUCAGCCAGUCACACAAUACCCACCGCAUUUAUUGCGAACAAAUGUUACCUCGGAUCCGAAUCAAAUGCAAUCGAAAAGCGAAAGUGAAUCUGACUGCUUGGCUGACCGCGCGACAGCUUUGGACGAACAACAACAUGGAGCAACAGCUCUUUAUGUCCCAGAGUGUACAGCGGAUGGUCGUUACCAGAGAAUCCAAUGCUAUAAAUCAACCGGAUAUUGUUGGUGCGUAAAUGAAGAUACCGGUCAAAAUAUCCCUGGAACAUCGGUAAAGGAUAAACAACCUCAGUGUGAUUCUAUUUCGAGGCCUAUGAAAGGAUGUCCGGAACCGAAGAAAACUGAGUUCCUAAAAGACCUUAAAAUUUUCCUUAAGGAAAAAGUAGCUUUUACCACCGUCAAUACAACGAAAUUCAGUUCUGAAGAUGAAAAAAUUGCAACGCUCAGUUUUGUUCUGCUGGAUAAGAACAAAAACAAGUUUUGGGAAAGAAAAGAAUGGAAAACUUUCAGAGAAUUGGUGACAGCAUCAAAGUCACUCAAAAAAUGUGGAAAAAAGAUGCCUCGAUACUGUGAUGUGAACGGAGACAAAAGGAUAACCCUUUCUGAGUGGUUAAAUUGCCUACAAGCUGUUCCUAGGGUCAGGACCCCUGAAGUAGCCAAACCUGCUAUAGAUACAGAAGAAGCAGUUCAUGGCUAA
Hermetia illucens (black soldier fly) is the source of this 2591-nucleotide messenger RNA. RefSeq names its product SPARC-related modular calcium-binding protein 1 (gene magu). Gene Ontology annotation, biological process: extracellular matrix organization. NCBI's taxonomy places the organism in Eukaryota, Metazoa, Arthropoda, Insecta, Diptera, Stratiomyidae. The record is from RefSeq and is a predicted model, not a curated record. Gene Ontology annotation, molecular function: extracellular matrix binding; calcium ion binding; heparin binding. Gene Ontology annotation, cellular component: basement membrane.